AUGGCCCCGGAGCUAUCGUCAAAUUGGAAGAAGCUUCAGGCCCAACUCAAAGCGGCGAGCUCAUCUUCUUCCACAACAGCUGGGCCCGUCAAGAGGAAAGCAGACACCUCUGAUCAACAGCCGCCGAAAAAGUCAAAACUCAACUCUGACAAGAAAGCACCAGCCAAACUCUUCCAAAAGAGCGAAAAAGCAAAAAAAGAACGCAUGGGUGUCACGCAAAGCUCAAAGGUCGAAGUUGAACCCAAGGUCGGCCCUUCGCCGUCCCUUGCCCUUUGGGCUGAGGAGAAUGACAUCUCCACCGAAGCACUGGCCGAGGCUUAUGGUCUGGGUCUGAAGAACAACUCUAUGCUCGCUUCGGAAAAAGACAAGAUCAACGCUGGUCUAACGGAAGCGCUUGAUGUCGGCAAGUACGUCGCCAUCGACUGCGAGAUGGUGGGUGUCGGACAAGGAGGACACGAAUCUGUGCUCGCUCGCGUGAGCAUCGUCGACUUUCACGGGCGCCAGGUGUACGACUCAUACGUGCGGCCUCAAGAACGUGUUACCGAUUGGCGGAGCGCCGUCAGCGGAAUCCUCCCCAAGCACAUGAGGUUCGCCCGAGAUUUCGACGAGGUCCAGGCCGACGUCGCCAAACUAUUGAAGGAUAGGAUUUUAGUCGGUCACGACAUCAAGCACGAUUUGGAUGUACUCAAAUUAAGCCACCCGAGUAAAGAUGUCCGCGACACAUCUAGUUACCCGCCGUUCAGGCAAUACGGCAAUGGCAGAAAGCCAGCGCUAAGGAGACUGGCGGAAGAGAUACUUGGCGUCACGAUCCAGAGCGGCGCGCACUCUAGUAUUGAAGAUGCUAGAGUGACAAUGCUCUUAUUCAGAAAACACAAAUCUGGAUUUGACGUCGAUCAUGCAAAUCGCUUCCCUGGCUCUGCAGGCGCAUCGACAAAAUCGAGGCCAAAAUCUAAAAAGCCUAAGAAGAAGAAAUGA
Messenger RNA from Colletotrichum spaethianum, 975 nucleotides. RefSeq names its product RNA helicase aquarius. NCBI's taxonomy places the organism in Eukaryota, Fungi, Ascomycota, Sordariomycetes, Glomerellales, Glomerellaceae. The transcript has a single exon. Gene Ontology annotation, molecular function: nucleic acid binding; 3'-5' exonuclease activity. The record is from RefSeq and is a predicted model, not a curated record. The coding region runs from base 1 to 975 and encodes 324 amino acids. Gene Ontology annotation, biological process: rRNA processing; ribosomal large subunit assembly. Gene Ontology annotation, cellular component: nucleus.